AUGAUGGUACAUUCGGUCCUGACACAAUUAAAAGAUGUGGCGGCAACUAUUGCCAUUCUCAAUGGGGUUAUUGUGGUAAUACACCUUUGGACGAAUAACUUGCUCGAUAAACUAGAUGAAUAUGGCAUAAAAACUACAUUCUCUGUCAAUGGUCACAACGAUGAUGCAUAUUUGUAUACAAAUCAUAACUUUGCAAUCUUCAGGUCACUUAAUCGCCCAUCACAUAUGGUCUCACCAUACUUGACAGGUGUCAGUGCUGAUGAAGCAAAUUAUCAAAUGGAAUUCUUAAAUGAGGCAUUUAAGAAAAUUCUCGGUGUUACUCUAAAAUAUUUCCGGUCAUCGUACGGUGAUGGCGUUAAUAAUGCUAACGUAAGAUCUGCUAUGUUAGCAAACGGAAUGGAUGAAUUGAUUUCUCAAGCAAUUGACAAUGGGUAUUGGUUUGAUACGGUGGCAGGGUGUAAUGGAGAUUGGGACUCAAGUAAUUGGUAUAAUAUUGAUACCGGUUAUUUUGGCACGAGGGACGAACUUGGAAUAUUAAAUCGAUUAAAUUUUGCUAUCUAA
This is a messenger RNA of Racocetra persica, 561 nucleotides long. The record is from the annotation of a GenBank genome assembly. Lineage: Eukaryota; Fungi; Glomeromycota; Glomeromycetes; Diversisporales; Gigasporaceae.